AUAGUGAGGAGAGUGAAGAAAUCGAUGAGGGGACAUUUGCUAAAAGUGGGAUAGAAUUGGAGGUUGAUAAUCGAUUGGUUAAGUUGAGAAAGAAGUUGGGAAAUUCACGCGACAAAAUGCCGAAGUCAUCGGUUGGAUAUUCGAAGAAGGAAAAUACGACGUCGGAUGAGAGAGAAAAUAGCGGGGCGUUAUUAUUCAAGAAGAAGUAUAAGUUCAAAGUUUCGUCCGGUGAUCCAGUAGAGAAACCAAAGGGUUUUACGGGCUCGGAUGAUGCUAGGGUUAAAAGUGGAAAUUCGGAUGAGUUGAUUAAAAGUAUGGAUAGUGAUAACGGUGCAGUUGGUUUAGGGGGUGAAGAAAAGCAGAGAGAAAUUUCGGAUGUUGAUUCAAAGGGAAGUGAUGCGGUUGAUAUAGUGGAAGAGGAUAAAACGAAAUUAAUUUCGGAAAUGAAUGAAUCGACCAAGAAAACGAGGAAGAAGGUGGCAAAAGAAAUGGGGAUAAGCAAGCAAGGAAAGGCAAAGGGUUUUGGUGAAACGAAAGGAAUUGCUCCCGAGAAAAAGAAUGGCAGGAAAGUAAAUGCUGAAGCUGUGAAGACGAGAAAAUCAGCAAUUAAAAGCGAAAGCGGGACUGAAUUGUGGUGGUCAAAUCUUCCCUACGUUCUCGCUAUUAUUAUGCGAAGGGGCUACGAAGGCGAGGGUGGUGAAGGAUUUUAUACAUUGAAAACCAUUUCCGAAACCGAGGAUCGAACGUCUCGUAUUGUAGCUUUUGAGGACCGUUCCGAUGCCAACAAUUUCUGUUAUCUUCUGCAAUCCUUCUUCGAAGAUCUUCAAGAUUUCGUAGCUGAUGUUGUUCCGUUAACAGUCAAAGAACUACACGAAGCGGUGAAAUCACGUGCGGCGAGUGUGCUUGUCGUGAAGAAAGGGCAGCUUCGUCUUUAUGCAGGGCAACCUCUCGCCGAUGCUGAGGUGGCGUUACGUGAUAUGAUUACGAAAGGCUGAAUUUCAGGACUGCCUGUAUUAUUACGUAUUCGUCGAUCAGGAUACACGCUUCAACCAGUGGAAAGCGCGCAAAGAACUAGAUUUUCGUGUUUUUUGUUUCGUAUUUAUUAUUAAUUUUAGUGGUAUUUAUUCUUUAUUCUUGUAUUGUAGUGUGUGCUCUAUAACAAUUAAUUUGUUUCUUCCCCAACAAAUUAUUGCAAUUUAAGGAAUAACUUUGAAC
Erythranthe guttata (spotted monkey flower) is the source of this 1215-nucleotide messenger RNA. RefSeq names its product ABC subfamily C protein. NCBI's taxonomy places the organism in Eukaryota, Viridiplantae, Streptophyta, Magnoliopsida, Lamiales, Phrymaceae. The record is from RefSeq and is a predicted model, not a curated record.